AUGGGGAAGGCAUACAGUAUCGGCCUGGCAUGCUUUGCAGCCAUUGGCUCGUUUCUUUUUGGUUAUGACUCGGGCGUGAUGACAGACGUAAUUGCGUCAAAACUUCCAGAACUACUUCGACACAACAUCCACGUCCUCCAUUAUAGAAAGACGAUAGGAAUCGGUGCAGCUAUUUGCACGGUUGGUGGUAUUCUUCAAGCUGCAGCCUAUCAUCUAGCUAUGAUGCUUAUUGGACGAAUUAUUGCUGGUUUCGCUGUUGGCUUGCUCUCUAUGAGUGUUCCCGUCUAUCAAUCCGAAUGCGCCAGCCCCAAAUAUCGAGGACUCAUCGUCGGUCUCGCCCAACAAAUGAUUGGAGUAGGUUUCAUCGUGUCAACUUGGGUUGGAUAUGGAAGCCAUCAUAUGCCCGACACUUCAUCUUUCCAAUGGCGUUUCCCCUUGGCUUUCCAGACAUUCCCAUCUGCACUUUUGUGCCUGGGUAUGCUCUGGCUCCCCGAGACACCCCGACAUCUCAUCGCGACAGAUCAGUUGGAUGAUGGAAUGAGAACUCUUCGAAAACUGCACUUUGAUGGCUCGAAUGAUGAAUGGAUCACGUCCGAGUUCAAUGAGAUCAAGCUCACGCUUGAUGCCGAGAAGGCAGCAACUGCUCCUGGUUGGAUGAUCAUGUUCAAGGUGCCUCAGUGGAGGAAGCGCCUUAUGCUUGGAACUCUUGUUCAAGUAUUUACCCAAUUCACUGGAAUCAAUGUCAUUGGUAUACACCCACUAACAGAUAUGCACAGUUACUACCAGACCAUUAUGUACGAGAAGCUUGGAAUUACUGGAAAGACAAAUCUUCUGGUUGCAGGCAUUUACAACUGUACCGGCCCUCUUGCGAAUCUGUUUUUCAUCACCUUCAUCUCUGAUAGGAUCGGCCGAAAGAGGCCUCUGAUCUAUGGUAUUAUUGCCAUUACCAUUGCUCUGAUCCUAGAGAGUGCGGUCAACUCUCAGAACGUCGAUGGCACACACCGUGGCCUCAGUAUUGCCGGGGUUGCCUUCUUAUUCUGUGUCACAAUCAUCUUCUCGCUAUCGUUUGGUCCUGUAUCAUGGACGUACAUGUCUGAGGUUAUGCCCUAUCAAAUCCGAGGAAAGGGUUGCGCAUUCGCCACGGGUAUCGGUAACUGGCUUGUGAGCACUUUCUGGAAUCAAGUCAGUCCAUUUGCCCUCGAGGAGCUUGGUUGGAAGUUCUAUUUCCUCUUCGUUGCUUUCAAUCUUGUCAUCACACUACCCACCCUCAUCUUUGCCUUUCGAGAAACAAAGGGCCUAUCCCUUGAGGAAAUUGAUCUCAUGUUUGGUGAUCGGGCUCUGGGAAACCUCCCUGCGGAUAUUGAGAAGGACGGCGGCGUCAUUGCUGUGACAAACACCCAUGAUGAGAGACCUCACCAGGAUCUUUGA
This is a messenger RNA of Fusarium tjaetaba, 1428 nucleotides long. RefSeq lists its product as uncharacterized. The coding region runs from base 1 to 1428 and encodes 475 amino acids. Gene Ontology annotation, biological process: transmembrane transport; carbohydrate transport. The record is from RefSeq and is a predicted model, not a curated record. Gene Ontology annotation, cellular component: membrane. Gene Ontology annotation, molecular function: carbohydrate:proton symporter activity. NCBI's taxonomy places the organism in Eukaryota, Fungi, Ascomycota, Sordariomycetes, Hypocreales, Nectriaceae. The transcript is spliced from 9 exons.